CACCAUCGCGCCGGAAGCGCCGGGGCCGCGCGGGGCGGGGCGGGGUGAUGGCGGCGGCGGCGGCGCGGGGGGUCCCGGCCGGGCUCUUCGCCGUGUACAAGCCGCCGGGGGUGGCGUGGGACCGCGUGCGCGGCGCCGUGGAGACGCGGCUGCUGCGCGAGCUGAACGCGGCGGCUCGGCGGCCCCCGCGGCUCCACGUCCGCUUCCUGCCGGAGGGCGGCGGCGCCUCCCCGGGGCUGGUGGCCGCCCGCGUGCCGGUGCUGGCCGAGCACCGCCUCGUCGCAGGCCCGCGGUUCCGGCGGCUGAGGAUGGGCGCGGGGCACCGGCUGGACGUGAAGGCCUCGGGCGUGUUGGUGCUUGGCAUCGGCCACGGGAACAAGCUGCUCACCGAUCUGUACAACUGCCACCUGACCAAGGUUUACACUGUUGGUGGGCUGUUUGGUAAGGCCACGGAUGACUUCUCAGAUACAGGGAAGCUAGUAGAGAAGACAACAUUUGAUCAUAUCACAAGGGAAAAGCUGGAACGGAUUCUCGCUGUCAUUCAAGGAACAAAUCAUAAGGCCCUAUUGAUGCAUUCUAACAUUGAUAUGAAAACUCAAGAGGCGUAUGAGCUGGCUGUCAAAGGGUUAAUUCGCCCCAUGGUAAAAAGCCCUCCGAUAAUCACAAUAAUUCGAUGCCUCCAGUUUUCUCUUCCAGAAUUCCAGCUAGAAAUCCAUUGUAUGCACGAGACUCAGCAGUACCUCCGAAAAAUAGUUCACGAGAUUGGUCUGGAGCUGAAGUCAUCUGCAGUGUGCACACAAGUGCGAAGAAUCCGUGAUGGCAUUUUCACACUGGAUGAUGCUCUCCUGAGAACACACUGGGACCUGCAGAGUAUCCAGAAUGCAAUUUGGGACUGUCGGCUUAAAGUGAAAACAGAGAUAGAGAAAACGCUAGGCCCUCAAGAUAAAAGUGUUCUUCGUAAGACGGACACUGAGAUGGCCCAGGCUGUGGACAGCUGAGUGCACGCUAUGGAGGGAACAUCCACGAGCGAUCUCUGUAACACAAUAACGCAGCUACAUGCUGACAGAAUGAUGGACAGCAGAAGGAAAGAGGUUAAUUGCAGUUCACUUCCACCCCUUCCUUGAGAUGACUUUAAUCAGAGGCAUUUUUUUUCAUUGACAGGCUGUAAAAUUUUUUUUAAAGCAUUGCAAACAAUUCAUUAACAGGAGUUGCUGUGCCAACAUUCCUGUUGACUUUGGAAACAGCAGGUUGCUAAGGGAUAUAAAAACCCAUCUCCAAAUUUUUUAGCAGCAGGAAAUAGUGUCUUACAGAGCUGUAUUCCCUUUACUGCACAGAGUUGUUUGUUCCUUGCAACUAGCAGCAUAACUUAAGUGCUGCAUGAAUUUUCCCUGUGUUUUUGUAGCACAGUAUUUUAUAUGUUAGCCUUGCUUUCAGACACGUGAGGGUUCAAAAUCGAUCAAUAUAAAAGAGGAAUGUGCAGGCGAAAAAACAGCUUACAUGAACAACCAGGGGAAACGGUUAUACCAACGUAGGCAGGGGGAAGAGGCUUGUGGUAGGGAACUGAUGCAUAAGAUACAAACACAAGAAAUAAAAGCAACUAAAACUGACAUAA
Messenger RNA from Dromaius novaehollandiae (emu), 1612 nucleotides. RefSeq names its product TruB pseudouridine synthase family member 2 (gene TRUB2). The transcript has 8 exons. NCBI's taxonomy places the organism in Eukaryota, Metazoa, Chordata, Aves, Casuariiformes, Dromaiidae. Bases 48 to 998 code for a protein of 316 amino acids. Gene Ontology annotation, biological process: RNA processing; pseudouridine synthesis. The record is from RefSeq and is a predicted model, not a curated record. Gene Ontology annotation, molecular function: RNA binding; pseudouridine synthase activity.